This is a messenger RNA of Lipotes vexillifer (Yangtze River dolphin), 1287 nucleotides long. It is a transcript of the gene FCRLB, whose product is annotated as Fc receptor like B. Gene Ontology annotation, biological process: immunoglobulin mediated immune response; cell surface receptor signaling pathway. Gene Ontology annotation, molecular function: transmembrane signaling receptor activity. Bases 5 to 1285 code for a protein of 426 amino acids. The transcript is spliced from 6 exons. Gene Ontology annotation, cellular component: external side of plasma membrane. NCBI's taxonomy places the organism in Eukaryota, Metazoa, Chordata, Mammalia, Artiodactyla, Lipotidae. The record is from RefSeq and is a predicted model, not a curated record.
CAUCAUGUGGGAACUGACAGCCCUCCUGCUCCUGGUUCCAAGCAGUGGGCAAGCUGCUACUCUGGAGAAGCCCAUAUUGUCUCUACACCCACCCUGGACCACAAUCUUCAAGGGGGAAAGGGUAACCUUGCGGUGUGAUGGGUACCACCCUCUGCUCCUGGAGCUCCGACCCAUCAGCACUCUCUGGUAUUUGGGCCACCUACUCCUGCCCUCUCACAAGAAGAGCAUCGAGGUGCAGACACCAGGAGUGUAUCGAUGCCAGACACGGGGAGCACCUGUCAGUGACCCCAUCCACCUCUCUGUAUCCAAUGACUGGCUGAUCCUGCAAGUACCCUAUGCUGCGGUGUUCGAGGGCGAGCCGCUGGUCAUGCGCUGCCGCGGUUGGUACGACAAGGUCGUCUACAAACUUCACUACUACCACGAUGGCCAACCCGUGCGCUACUUCCACUCCAGCGCCAACUACACGGUGCCCCAGGCGCGCGCCAGCGAUAGCGGGCGCUACCAGUGCUCCGGCACCAUGCGCAUCCCGGUGGAGAGCGCGCCCAUGUUCUCCGCCAAGGUGGCCGUGACCGUGCAAGAGCUGUUCCAGGCGCCGGUGCUGAGGGUGAUGGGCCGGGUGGACGCUCGCGGCGCGGCCCUCGGCGGAGUGGCCUUGCGGUGCGAGACGCUCCUGCACCCUCAGAAGCGGGACACGCCGCUGCAGUUCGCCUUCUACAAAUACAGUCGCGCCGUGCGCCGCUUCGACUGGGGCGCCGAGUACACCGUCCCCGAGCCCGAGGUCGAGGAGCUGGAAUCGCACUGGUGCGAGGCUGCUACCGCCAGCCGCAGCGUCCGGAAACGCAGCCCUUGGCUGCAGCUUCCGGGGCGGGGUUCUCCCCUGGACGUGGCGUCCACUACCGUCCCGGCCCCACAGGCCGCGGCUUUGGCGCCCGCUAACAAGCCGCUUUCCUUCAGAGAGCCCCCGCUGUCCAGACCGGUCCCGUCGGUCACCUCCGUCCCUAACACCACCUCAGCCGGGCUGCUGUUCCCCGCGGGCGGAGCCCCCACUGCUGGGCCACCUGCCUGCGCUCCGCUGACCCCCUUGGAACAAACCACUGGAGCCCUAAAACCCGACAUGGACCUUCUGCUCCGAGAAAUGCAGCUGCUCAAAGGCCUUCUCAGCCGGGUGGUCCUGGAAUUAAAGGAGCCACAGGCCUUUCCAGAGCACAGGGACACACUCGAGACCCCCGCUUCCCACUUUGCUGUGAGUCAGGGAACCCCUGAGACCACUGCUGUGGAGAGCUGAGG